Molecule: messenger RNA, 3723 nt
Organism: Chinchilla lanigera (long-tailed chinchilla)
Lineage: Eukaryota; Metazoa; Chordata; Mammalia; Rodentia; Chinchillidae
Gene: Rhbdf2
Product: rhomboid 5 homolog 2 (Drosophila)
Exons: 19
Coding region: 378-2852 (824 amino acids)
Biological process (GO): regulation of protein secretion; regulation of epidermal growth factor receptor signaling pathway
Cellular component (GO): endoplasmic reticulum membrane
Molecular function (GO): serine-type endopeptidase activity
Source: RefSeq, a predicted model, not a curated record
GGGCACGUCGAUUGAAAGCCCGGAAGGAGGAGAGGGGACUGUCCGGGCCCAAGCGCGCGGCCCCGCCCUCGCCCCAGAAGUGCCAGAGGUUCAGCCCUCCCCGCCCUCCCGCUUCUCCCGGCUGAGCACCGACGGCAGGGCGAAGUUUGGGGCGAAGUUUGGGCGACGAGCCUCGCCGAGGUGGAACAGGCUGAUAGCACCAAGGAAGUUGACGUGGAGCCGGGUGUUCGGCUGUCUGUCUGUCCACCAAUCCCCAGACUGAGGCUGGACUCCAAAGCAUCUGUGCAGGGGCGGUAAGACCCAGAACAUGCUCUAGGUGCCUUCCCACAAGCCCAGGAAGCCGCAGGCUGAGCCCAGAUUGAAGCCUUUUGUCCACCAUGGCCUCAGCUGACAAGAAUGGCGGGAGUCUCUCCUCUGUGUCCAGCAGCCGCCUGCAGAGCCGGAAGCCGCCCAACCUGUCCAUCACUAUCCCACCGCCUGAAGCCCAGGCCCCCAGCAAGCAGGACAAGACGAUCCCCCAGAGGCCCAAGAACCCCACCUACAUGAAGAGCGUCAGCCUCCAGGAGCCACAGGGACGGUGGCAAGAUGGUGCAGAGAAGCGCCCUGGCUUCCGCCGCCAGGCCUCCCUGUCCCAGAGCAUCCGCAAGGGCACGGCCCAGUGGUUCGGGGUCAGCGGCGAUUGGGAGGGCAAGCGGCAGAACUGGCAGCGCCGCAGCCUGCACCACUGCAGCAUGCGCUACGGCCGACUCAAGGCCACAUGCCAGAGGGACCUGGAGCUGCCCAGCCAGGAGGGGCUGUCCUUCCAGGGCAUUGAGUCUCCAAAGCCUUGCAAGAUGCCUAAGAUUGUGGAUCCGCUGGCCCGAGGCCGGGCCUUCCGCCACCCAGACGAGGUAGACCGGCCCCACGCCCCCCACCCGCCACUGACCCCUGGGGUCUUGUCCCUCACCUCCUUCACCAGCGUCCGCUCCGGCUACCUGCCCCGCCGCAAGAGGAUGUCCGUGGCCCACAUGAGCUUCCAGGCUGCUGCCGCCUUCCUCAAGGGGCGCUCAGUGCUGGAUGUGACUGGACAGCGGUGCCCCGUGAUCAAACGCAGCUUUGCCUACCCCAGCUUCCUGGAGGAGGACGUGGUCGAUGGAGCAGACACCUUUGACUCCUCCUUUUUUAGUAAGGAAGAAAUGAGCUCCAUGCCUGAUGACGUGUUUGAGUCUCCCCCACUCUCCGCCAGCUAUUUCCGAGCGAUCCCACAUUCAGCCUCCCCAGUCUCCCCUGAAGGGGUGCAGAUCCCUCUGAAGGAGUGUGGCCACACCCCCGUCCCAGGGACCCGGCGCGGCAAGCGCAUUGCCUCCACUGUGAAGCACUUUGCCUUCGACCGGAAGAAGCGGCAUUACGGCCUGGGUGUGGUGGGCAACUGGCUGAACCGCAGCUACCGCCGCAGCAUCAGCAGCACAGUGCAGCGGCAGCUGGAGAGCUUCGACAGCCACCGGCCCUACUUCACCUACUGGCUGACCUUCGUCCACAUCAUCAUCAUGCUGCUGGUGAUUUGCACGUAUGGCAUUGCGCCUGUGGGCUUUGCACAGCACCACACCACCCAGCUGGUGCUGAGGAACAAAGGUGUAUACGAGAGCGUGAAGUACAUCCAGCAGGAGAACUUCUGGAUCGGCCCCAGCUCAAUUGACCUGAUUCACUUGGGGGCCAAAUUCUCCCCCUGUAUCCGGAAGGACCGCCAGACUGAGCAGCUGGUGCGGCGGGUGCGAGACCUGGAGCGAGACUCAGGCUGCUGUGUACAGAAUGACCACUCAGGCUGCAUCCAGACGCAGAGGAAAGACUGCUCGGAGACUUUGGCUACUUUUGUCAAGUGGCAGGAUGACACCGGGCCCCCCAUGGACAAGUCUGAUCUUGGACAGAGGCGGACGUCCGGGGCUGUGUGCAACCAGGACCCCAGGACCUGCGAGGAGCCAGCCUCUAGUGGUGCCCACAUCUGGCCUGACGACAUCACCAAGUGGCCGAUCUGCACAGAGCAGGCCAGGAGCAACCACACAGGUUUCUUGCACAUGGACUGCACGAUCAAGGGUCGCCCCUGCUGCAUUGGCACCAAGGGCAGCUGUGAGAUCACCACUCGGGAGUACUGUGAGUUCAUGCACGGCUAUUUCCAUGAAGAGGCAACACUCUGUUCGCAGGUGCACUGCUUGGACAAGGUGUGUGGGCUGCUGCCCUUCCUCAACCCUGAGGUCCCAGAUCAGUUCUACAGGCUCUGGCUGUCUCUGUUCCUACAUGCUGGCUUGGUGCACUGCCUCGUGUCUGUGGUCUUCCAAAUGACCAUCCUGCGGGACCUGGAGAAGCUGGCUGGCUGGCACCGCAUCGCUAUCAUCUUCAUCCUCAGUGGCAUCACAGGCAACCUUGCCAGCGCCAUCUUCCUCCCGUACCGGCCAGAGGUGGGCCCAGCAGGGUCACAUUUUGGCCUCCUCGCCUGCCUCUUCGUGGAGCUCUUCCAGAGCUGGCAGCUGCUGGAGCGGCCCUGGAAGGCCUUUUUCAACCUGUCGGCCAUCGUGCUCUUCCUGUUUGUCUGUGGCCUCUUACCCUGGAUCGACAACAUCGCCCAUAUCUUCGGCUUCCUCAGCGGCAUGCUGCUGGCCUUCGCCUUCCUGCCCUACAUCACCUUCGGCACCAGCGACAAGUACCGCAAGCGCGCGCUCAUCCUGGUGUCGCUGCUGGUCUUUGCUGGCCUCUUUGCCGCCCUGGUCCUCUGGCUCUACAUCUACCCCAUCAACUGGCCCUGGAUGGAGGACCUCACCUGCUUUCCCUUCACCAGCCACUUCUGCGAGAAGUACAAGCUAGACCAGGUGCAGCACUGACCCCCGACCCACAGGCACAGAUGUCGCAGGGAUUGCGCCCGCAGCGGGCUGCUGCGUCUGCCAGACUCUGGGACUGGCACUGGGCCCAGGCACUCGCCCAGUAAGGCAGGCUGAGUCUGUGUAGGAAAGCCAGUAAAGGCAGAUUUUGGGGUAUGGGCCCCCCCUUUCUCAGGCCUGAGUGUUCCUGGCCCAGCUUGGGGACACCCAGGAUGCCUGCUUCUCUGAGGUUCUGUUCCAGCACUGCCACACACCUGCAGGGACCCUUCUGGGGACUGUCUCUUUUCUUCCCAGGGCCCAGGGCCGCUGCAUCUGCUCACCAGCAGAUGUCACUGUCACUGUGAGCAAGCCCUUGCCAGACACAUGGCUGCUCCCUCUGUUGCCCCAGGACUAGCAUCACCACUGUGGUCCCCUCCCUGUUCUCUCCUGUGAGCAUACCUGCUUCAUCUGUGGCCUGGUGAGCCUUCUCCCAAGCCUCCGGGACAGGGCAUUCUGGGAGAGGCUGCGGCCUUGGUCCAGGCACGGAGACAAAGCAAGGAGACAACAGACAGGGACAUUAGGAGCCUUUGCUUGUUUUAGCAGCAGAGGCUGGGUCCUCAACUCGCCCUCAGUCUCCUUGACUCAGUAUUCUGUCCCUGACACCAGGUGGUCUCCACCUCCUUUGCCUCACUUGUGCUGCAGUGAGGGACACAGGGCUGAGGACCCGCUCUCAGGGGAUGCCUGAGGCUCAGUUGUGCUUGGGUCUGGCUUUUUGUUUGUUUGUUUGUUUGUUUUGUUUUUUACUAGUUUAUAUUAUGGUCCUAAUUUUUAAAAGUAACGCUAACUUUGUAUGGAUGAUGUCUCAAAUGUAUUAAAUGAUAUUCUUUGUGAAAUA